This is a messenger RNA of Acaulospora colombiana, 545 nucleotides long. NCBI's taxonomy places the organism in Eukaryota, Fungi, Glomeromycota, Glomeromycetes, Diversisporales, Acaulosporaceae. The record is from the annotation of a GenBank genome assembly.
CCAAAAAAAUGGAGCUCUACGAGGCAACCGCGCUCAAUGAAUUGGAAGACGUAUUCAUGGAAAUUCAGUCGGUUUUCGCUAAGGAGAACGAGCUCCAGCUCAGACUCGAAGAACUACUCGCAGAAAGAAGACGAAGAGCUGAAGAAAAACUCGAAGAAGCGAAGCGCCAUUUGAAGGAGGUCGAAGAAGAUGAGAAUAUGCGUCGCGUCAAGCUCGUUCGACCAACUGCAAAUGCUUUGGAUCCGGCCAGAGGUCAGCUCGGGGAAGAAAGUCGAAACGAAAUUGACACUACAAAUACAAACUCCGAAAAAAAUGGUGAUCCUGGUUUAAUCUCUUCUCAUAAUAAUCAACCAUGCUCAGCCUGUGAGCGAGUAAAGGAAGUCGGCCAAGGAGGCACGGUAACGGCAGAGGACGUGAAGCUCAUCGAGUUAUUUAUUCCGGAUCUCACCAAUAAUAUCACGUGGAAGAAAGGAGAUCGCAUGAAGCUUAUGAAAGCACUGACCAGGACGGUGGAGCUCACCUCCGCCACUCUCAACCGACCUUGA